AUGGAACCGAAGAACAGUCCUCCCGAGUCGGUCGAUGCACCACUGGCCGAGGUCUUGGACGAUGCGCCGAAGCUGACCUUUAACCACGAUCUCCGAUUUUGGUUGGUCUUUAUUGCAUUGUGUGUGACUUCUCUGCUGGCUGCUCUCGAAGGGACUGUCACCUCUACUGCCCUUCCUACCAUUGUCGCUGACCUCCAGAUUGGCGACAAUUACCCUUGGGUAUCCGAUGCCUACUUUUUGACCACAGCAGCUUUCCAACCGCUAUACGGACAAUUCGCCAAUGUCUUCGGUCGCCGCUACCCCAUGAUCUUCUCCGUUGUCCUCUUCAUCCUCGGCAGUGGUAUCUGCGGAGGUGCCUCGAGCGAGGCCAUGCUAAUCGCUGGUCGAGCGGUUCAAGGCGUUGGCGGAGGCGGAAUCAACAUGCUCAUCGAUCUCAUCAUCUGUGACCUGGUCCCCCUCACGCAGCGAGGCGCAUACAUUGGGCUGCUGUUUGUCGUCUUUGCAAUAGGCACCUCACUGGGCCCAUUCAUUGGCGGUGCCAUUGUCGGCAACACCACCUGGCGAUGGGUUUUCUACCUCAAUCUUCCUAUUGGAGGGUUAGGUCUAGGCCUACUCAUCCUCUUCCUGCAAAUCAACUACAACCGCGCGAUGUCCAUUGGGGCGAAGCUGAAGCGCUUGGACUACCUCGGGAACCUGCUGCUCGUCGGUGCAAUAGUAUCCAUUCUGAUUGCGCUCAGUUGGGGCGGCACGCGUUAUCCUUGGUCCUCAGGCCACGUCCUUGCGCCGCUAAUUAUCGGUCUCGUGGGAAGUCCGGCGUUCGUCCUGUAUCAAGCGACUCCGUUUGUGGAAGAACCGACGACCCCGUUGCGACUGUUCAGCAACCGUACUUCGAUCAUCGCAUUCUUCAAUACCUUCAUGCACGGCCUUCUCAGCUUCUGGAUCCUGUACAUGCUUCCGGUCUAUUUUCAGGCAGUGCUACAGUCAUCUCCAGAACGCUCUGGCGUCCAGCUCCUCCCAACCGUGAUCUCGAUGAUCCCCGUCGCUGGCGUGUCAGGCGCGAUCCUCUCGAAGACAAGCAACUACAAAUUGCUCCACAUCUCCUCCACCGCAGCGUGGACGCUGACGCAAAUAAUCGCUGCAUUUGGCGCCGGAACGGUAAUGCCCGUGCUUCUGCCGGCAGUCCAAGCCGGGCUCGAGGAAAAAGACACGGCGACUUCCACGGCCCUGUGGGCUUUUGUCCGCAGCUUCGGCAUCAUCUGGGGCCUGUCCGUGCCUGCUGCCAUCUUCAACAAUCAAUUCGACAAGUAUGCCUCGUCGAUCAGCGAUCGCUCGGUACGAAACAUGCUGAGCGGGGGCAAUGCGUACUCGUACGCCUCGAGCGCAACCAUCAGUGCACUCCCAGCCGCAGUGCGGGCAGAGACCAUCAACAUGCACUCCCGCAGUCUGCGCGUGGUGUGGCAGGGCUCCAUCGGGUUCUCCGGGCUGUCCUUUCUGCUCUGCUUCUUCGAGAAGAAUAUCAAGUUGCGGUCGCAUUUGGAAACGGAGUACGGGCUGAAGGAAAAGAACGCGGGAAAUGGCUCGAAUGGAACCGAACCGGCGGUCUGAUCUGCUUGUGAAAGUGGUCCGGUCGUUCACAGGAAGUGUUGGAGUUCAUCUUGGGAGGUCUCUUUGUGCUCAUAUGUUGAUAUAUUGCCGGUGUCUCUGAGAAGAAGCCACAAAGCUCCAACGCGUGGCUAGCGGGG
Molecule: messenger RNA, 1742 nt
Organism: Aspergillus brunneoviolaceus CBS 621.78
Lineage: Eukaryota; Fungi; Ascomycota; Eurotiomycetes; Eurotiales; Aspergillaceae
Product: MFS general substrate transporter-like protein
Exons: 3
Coding region: 1-1605 (534 amino acids)
Biological process (GO): transmembrane transport
Molecular function (GO): transmembrane transporter activity
Source: RefSeq, a predicted model, not a curated record